Molecule: messenger RNA, 1670 nt
Organism: Labeo rohita (rohu)
Lineage: Eukaryota; Metazoa; Chordata; Actinopteri; Cypriniformes; Cyprinidae
Product: melanocortin receptor 4-like
Exons: 2
Coding region: 309-1226 (305 amino acids)
Biological process (GO): G protein-coupled receptor signaling pathway
Cellular component (GO): membrane
Molecular function (GO): G protein-coupled receptor activity
Source: RefSeq, a predicted model, not a curated record
GGGUGAAAUAUUCCUUUAAGAUUUGAGAAACCCAUGAAUUUAAAUGUACUUUAUUCACGGUGUUACAAGAAAUUCUUAUCCUCUGAUUGGUAUUCAAUUUUAAUAUAUAUCUGUUUAGCAUGUUGUUUAAGUUUUAUGCUGCUGCUUUCAUAACCGAUCUGUCCCGUGAGAGAGCUAGAGAGACCACAUUCGCUUUCGCGCCCAUUUUAAAAGCGCGCGCUUUUGUACACUCUCAUGCACUCAUGUACAUGUCAGCUAUGGCUCUGUUCUUUAUCCUGUAACUGUAUUUACUCAUACUCUCGUCACUCAUGAAUGUUUCUCAGAGUAGUGCGGGUCUCGGCACAGUGCUGCCUCUUACUAGUUUCGAGAACGUGCUUUUAUUUCUCUUCAACAUAAUUCUCUCCACCGCCAUCAUUUUCUUCAACGUGUCCGUGUUUGUCUCCAUCGUGAUGAACAGAUCCCUGCGGAACGAGAAUCGCUUCAUGUACAUGCUCAGCACGUGUCUCAGUGACAUCUGCACGGGCGUCUCCUAUUAUUAUGUUGGAGUAAUGGAUGUACGGGAUUUUUAUGAAUCCCCGACUCGCACUUUCUACAUCGUUCCUACUUUUCUGGGUCUGUCCUAUAUGGCGAUUCUGGCCGCACAGGCGGACCGGUACCACGCGGUCGUUGCUCCUUUCAAAUACUCCCAGCGCAUGACGAGAAACAGAACUCUGCUGGUGAUUCAGGCCUACUGGGUUUAUGCUUUUCUGAUAGUGGCAGUUCAGAAUUUGGUUACUUUGGGGGUUGCUAAAAGAGUGACGAGCUUUGGUACUUUUGUGGCGAACAUUUUCACCGUCAUUAUUAUGAUUGGCUUGAACGUCAGGCUGUUCUUCAUCGCUAAAUUUCAGCUAGAACGCGAACCCCCGAGCGCGGAGCGCGACAACAAGCGAGCGUCCGUUUUUCUAAUCAUAAUAGUGGCCUUGUGUUUUCUGAUCGCAUGGUUGCCCAUUUUUCUUCAUAGUAUUAUAUGUAAUUUUGCGGGGUCUACGUGCUAUACGUUUAGAAAUGAGGGUUCAGAUCCUUUGCGCAUUCUACCACGGGUGAAUGCUGUUCUGACCCCUUUAUUGUAUAUCAGGGGCUGUUCAGCCCUAAGGAGCACACUACUAAGUACAGUCUGGAGAACCCAAUGCUGCAAGAGGAAAGGAGUGAACCCACAGAUUAUGGAGAAGACUGUAGACAAGAUGUAGCAGUGAUGUGACAAACCUCGAGCAAAAGGACUUUUUAUAGAAGCUUAAAAAUAUAUAUUUAAAUAUUCACUAUAAAUUUGUGAAUCUAAACAAAUUAAAUCUCUAACUCUAUGAAGAGUUUCAUUUCCCUGUUCUUUUUCCCACUUGAUGUGUUUCUUGAAAUAGUAGCAUUUUAAUAGGGCAAAUGUGUUAUUGCUUAUGCAUUUUAAUGUUACAUUUUUAGGACUUGUUGAUGAAUUAUUAAAGUGCCAAGAUGACAAUAUUUAUGUAAAAUAUGUAAGUACAAGCUAUAAGAGUGAUGAGUAAUUUUUCUUUUUCUGUUUUUUUUUUUUCCUGUAAAUCCUAAAACAAUAUCCUUUUUAUCUAAUGUUGUUUUUGUUAACUUGUAUAAUUAAAGUGUGACAAUCUUUUUUUUUUUUUACUCAUUUUCAGACAAUUUUUUCC